UUUAUUUUUACCCAGAAACGGUAUGAAAUAUGUGGUUUAAUGGCACAGAAUUCAUUUAAGCAAAAACAAAUUUCCACUGUUUGCACAAUGUUUGUUGUUGUUCGUAAUCGCUGUCAUUUCAUGAGGUUAACUGGAUAUAUAGUUACAGCUUAAAGAAUAAAGUAGGUGCCUGACAAUCCCUCCCUCUGGCGUAUGAAUACAUUUAAUCUACUCGUGCUAAAAUGGAUGUUUUAUAUUAUCUCUGCUUCAUUCCUGCUCUACAUUCUCGAAUUUGAAAUGAGAUCAUUUCUGUACAUGAGAGGAAAGUUCCAAGAACAAACAAAAGAAAAAUAUGUCAUAGUUCUUGAUGGGGGAAGCACUGGAACUCGAGUCAACGUAUUUUUCUUUUCCUACAUUUCAAGUAAUAAUGCGACACUGGAAGAAGAUAUUGAAGUCAAAGGCAUAAAAAUUAAGCCCGAACUUGCAAGUUUCGCAUAUCAACCUCAGAACGCAGUACAAAAUAUUACAUAUUUGUUAGAAUGGGCCAAGAGUAUUAUACCAGUUGAGAAAUGGAAUGUGACUCCCCUAACAUUUAGAGGAACUGCUGCUCUGAGAGCAUUGCCUAAAUUUCUGUCAAGUUCUUUAUUCGAUGAGAUAAAUCAAGUUCUUCAGAAUUCUCCGUUCUACUGUCCAAAUAGAUGCAUAUCGCUUUUGACAGAAGAAGAAGAAGGUAUUUAUGGAUGGUAUGCUCUCAAUUACCUGAUUGAGAAACUAAAUGACUUAAACCAUUCAGCAGCACUUGUAGAAACAGGAGGAGGUUCAUUUCAAGUAACAUUUUCAGUGGAUAAUCAACAUGCACCGAAAGUGAAAUUUAUCAACAGCUCCUUUCCCAGCCUCAAGCAAAAACCAUUAGCUAUGUAUACUCGAAGUUAUUUAGGUUUGGGCUUCUUAAAUGCAAGAUUUUCUUUUCUUCAAGCAUCCAAUGACAAUUUAGGUCUCCCAGAAGAAAUCGGGAAAACAAUGUUUAUAAGUUCUUGCAUUCAGCCACAUCAUGCGGGGGUUUUGCAUUAUAAUAAUGUGGAUUACAUUGUUAUUGGUCAAAAGAAUAAAAAUUUUAGUUAUGAACAUUGCUAUCAAAAAGUUGUUAAUUUUCUUGGCAAUCAAGUAGAAAAGAUUGAAGAAUUGAACAAUAGAGACAUUUAUGUAGCAGGAAUAAAUUCCGGAUUAUCAUAUCCUAUGCGUAAAGAUGGUGACUAUUGUACACUAGACACUUUUGUCAACACCUGUAAACAUUAUUGCUCAGUCGAAAUACCAUACGCAACAUUUCUGUGUUUUGAUUGUACUUAUGUGGCAGCUUUUUUGACUCAUGGAUUGGGACUCGACAUAAGGAAAGAAGUUAAGAUUCUGAACAAAAUAGAUGGAAUUCCAAUUAAUUGGUGCUUAGGUGUUGCUCUUAACACGUUAAUCUGA
Molecule: messenger RNA, 1449 nt
Organism: Parasteatoda tepidariorum (common house spider)
Lineage: Eukaryota; Metazoa; Arthropoda; Arachnida; Araneae; Theridiidae
Product: ectonucleoside triphosphate diphosphohydrolase 6
Molecular function (GO): hydrolase activity
Source: RefSeq, a predicted model, not a curated record